UCAACAGAAAAUCACUGGCUUUGUUGUCAUAGCAGUAGGCUUGCCAGUUCCUAAUGAGUCAAGAGUGUGACAAGCUGUAUGAAAACGGUGGCCAUUGAUCUGGAAAAAUUUAGACUUGUGAUCUGAAGCUGCUACAAUGUCUCAAGAAGGAGAAACUGGAAUGCAAGAGAAUACUUCUAAUCCUGAUAAGAGAGGCAAGGCUCUCAACCAGGAGAGGGCUUCAAGAGGGAUUCCGACUCAUCGCACCCUAAAGCCACCGAACAGUAUACCAAAACCUGGUGCACAUACAGCUGCAGGGAAGCUGGGCUCCAAACCCACACUAGCAUCAAAAGAGAAUGACUCUGCACCAAGGGCGGCUCCCCGGGUGGGAGCGGCGGGCGGCCGUCCUCCAUCCUCCCACCCUGCCAGUGCCUCUGCAGCGGGCUCCAAACCGCGCACGGGCGGCGCGCGUGCCGCGGCGGCAGCCCAGUCGGCGCGCACAGCUCGGAAGCCGCUGUCUGCCAGCGAUCCGUCCGGGGCCGGCCGGCAGCCGGCGGCCCGCCCGCUGGUGAAGGCAGCCGCCGGGCCGCGCCAGGGCCGGCCGCGGCCGCGCGGCAUGGCCACUGUGGGGGGCGGCGCGCCGCUGUUCGCCACGCCGGGCGACACCAGCCAGCUGCACCCGGCCAUCAUCAAGGCGGCGAGACGGAGCGGCCAGCUGAACCUCUCCAGUCGCGAGCUGACCGAAGUGCCGCCGAAGGUGUGGCGCAUCAACGAGAUCGACAACGAGGAGGCCAAGCAGCUGACAAUGGAGAUGGACGGCGGCGGCGAGGAGCGCUGGUGGGACCAGAAGCCGCUGGCCAAGCUGCUGCUCUGCGGCAACCGGCUGACGGCGCUGUCGGACGAGCUCGGCCUGCUCACACACCUCACCACGCUGGACGUGCACGACAACGCGCUAACGUCGCUGCCGGAGUCGGUGGGCCAUCUGCAGUCGCUGACCCGGCUGGUGGUCAGCCACAACCAGCUGCGCCAGCUGCCCGGACAGCUGUUCGGCGUGACGACGCUGCGCCAGCUGCUGGCCGACCACAACCGGCUGGAGCAGCUGCCCGAACAGACCGGCGACUGCCUGGACCUCGAGCUACUGGAUGUGUCUCACAACUGUUUGACCUCGCUUCCUUCCGGACUGGGCUACCUUCACCGGCUGACGCGGCUGGCGGCCUCCGAUAACCGGCUGACCUCUCUGCCCGACGAGAUCGGCUCCAUGACCAGCGCCGGCCACCACGGUGGAGGUAUGCGCCACCUGGACCUGUCGCGCAACUCCCUGACGGCGCUGCCCGCCUCCAUGGGCCAGCUCUACCAGCUGGAGGUGCUCGACCUGCGCCAGAACCAGCUCACCGAGCUGCCCGAGCUCACCGACUGCCACGCGCUCAAAGAGCUCCACGUCGGCUUCAAUCAGAUCAAGGAAAUGAGCGUCGAGCUGGUCGAGAGCAUCAAGUCUGUGGUGACGCUGGACCUGUCCAACAACAAGCUGGAGGCGCUGCCGGACGAGAUCAGCUGCCUGCAGCGGCUGGAGCGGCUUGACCUACGCAACAACGACCUGGCCGUGCCGCCGCUGCGUCUCUGUCUGCUGCCGCUGCUGAAGUCAGUCCAGCUGGAGGGGAACGCGAUGCGCUCGGUGCGCCGUGACCUGCUGACGCGCAGCACACAGCAGCUGCUGCGCCACUUCAGGGAGCGUCUCCAGGGACAGGCGGCCGUCGAGGGACUGCUGAUCCCCGGUCUGAGUGACGCCGGCGGCGGAGGGCCCUGUGACGUGCCCGACAGCCAGGCGGCCGAGAGAGACCGGCUGCACGAGGUGCACAAGAUGAAGAGCAGCCGGCUGCUGUCACACAGCGGACAGAAGGCGACAGAGAUUCCGGGCGACCUGUUUGCCAUGGGUCAAGAGGCUGAGGUCACGACGGUCGACUUCAGCAAGAACAUAUUGACCAGCGUGCCGGCAGACAACCUGCUGCUGCUCAGCGGCCACCUGUCGGAGCUCAAUGUCAGCGGUAACCGGCUGACGGAGCUGCCCGAGGCGCUGGGCCAGUGCCGCCGCCUGACCUACCUGAACGCCAGCAGCAACCAGCUGGCCGGCCUGCCCGGCAGCCUGGCCACGCUGCAGCACCUGCGCGAGGUGGCUCUCUCGAUGAACAGGCUCACGGCCAUCCCGGAGGUGCUCUACUCGGUGCCUUCCCUGGAGAUCAUCCUGGCCAGCGACAACCAGAUCACCGAGAUCCAGGUGGAACCGCUCCGCAAGCUCACCCGGCUCGCCACGCUCGAUCUGCGCAACAACAGCAUCGCUCACGUGCCGGCCAAACUCGGAUACAUGGAGCAGCUCAGGUCUCUCGGUCUGGAGGGUAACCUGUUCAAGCAGCCUCGGCCGGCGAUCCUGGCCCAGGGCACCGCCUCCAUCCUGCAGUAUCUGAAGGACCGUGUGCCCAUGUCGGAACGCACCGAGUAAGCCACAGCCGCCGGCUGAGAAAUCUUCUGGAGAACGUGCUAGACAGUAGAUAUUACAUAAAGCUUCCGCGGGGCCAGUUUAUCAUUGAUCGGCUUCAAUACUCGCUAUUCAGGACCUAAUGCUGCGUGCACUUUGCAUAAUGAUAGUCAGUAACCAUGGUCCAUUAGUGGGGUUUUACUGUUUUACUCAUCUUUAUGACUACGGUUUUAUUUCGCGACACUGCUAUGAGAAUGCAAUAGGGCGAUGAUUAGGGCAAUGGGGUGAUAGGGCCAUUGAAGUGAUUUUGUUGGUUGUUUUUGUCCACUCGGGAGGUCACUGGGGAAGAUACGGUAGAUAAGCAUCGCAUCUGACCACAGCAUCGCUAGCAGUCGAGUGGUGCUGUUUGGCAGCUCAUAUGGCGCCGGCAGUGCUGACUGUGAUAUCUCCUCGGCUGAGCAUUAGUAGCGGUGACACGGCUAUGAUGUAGUGCUGCAGACGGUUUUGAUCACACUCCACUGAUCACAGUGCUCACUGCGGCUCAUGCCUGCUUGUGGCGUGGCGUGGUGUCUGUGUCCGCCGUGACACUUACCGGUGAUUGCUGAUCCUUCUACACCCGGUGACAGCCGGCUCAGACGUCCGUUCGUGCGGCCUGCGGCCUGUGUGCGUGUGUGGGAUGGCCAGUUCCAAUCAACUGACCGCGACCGGACACCAUCGUGCGAGGUCGGGUUUCACCAAUCAGUGUGGGGCAGGAGACGGCGUUUCCGUUCGGCAAUCCCGAGUUGUGACAGCUUGUGGCGAUGAUGCCAUGUGAUUCAUACCUGCUGAAUCAGGUUACCAGUCUGAACAGUUACUGGUUUGUGUGGAUUUGUGGGUGUUUUGUGGGCACAGACUUGUACUAUUGUGAGCUUUGGCAGCUUGGAGAUGCUUUUGGGAUAGUCCUUAAAGGGACCCUCCCACCUUCAAAAAAGUUAAUGAAUUGGCAUGAAAGUGAUGUCGCUCGGUUCAGAAAGAGCAAAAACGAAUAUCUACCAACUUUCAUCGAAAAAUAUUCACCGGUUUUCAAGAUAUUAGACUUUUACUUUUGUUUACUUUUUGGGAUCUCCGCUGUUCCUAGCGACUUUAUUUGAAAGUGCGGCAUUUGUUGCGCGCAAAGCAGCAUAUACCACCGCGUGCUACAAAACGUUUUAGUCAAACAUUUAACGGACGUUGGAAAGCCUGAUGACGUCAUCAGAUUCCCGUAAUGGUUAAGAGAUAGGGACCACGCUGGUCCCACCCUGCAAGUAAAGGGAAGAAAUUUCUUGAACACCAUAAAGCUGCGGGGGUUGCGACCAGGAUAAAUGGUGGUUUCUGAGCCUGGCCGCAAACUUGGCUAUCUCAACUCAAAACUAAUGUUAAGGUGGGAGGGUCCCUUUAAUUAUUAUUUCAUCAUUGUGAACCGUCAGUACUACAGACAGUCUAGACAGUAUAUUGGCCAGCGUUCUAUAAUGUUCCGCAAUUCCUUUGACAUCUGAAAUAAUUUCUCUGAAGACCAUCUUUUAUAUAUUUGACGUUGCAUAAUGUUGGCGUUUUACUGUACUUAAUCGAAAAAUAUAGCUAUUUUUAACCUUAGAUUAUUUUAUCUAGUUACUGUUAAAUAAAUUUGGAUUUAUUGAUCUGUGGCCAAUGCAUUUGUAAGAAAUUUUGUUCCUAUCGAGUAUACAUCGUUUUUUUCCGUGGCAGAUGGUCUCACCGCGUGAUAUAUGAAACAGCCAUGGAGCGACACUUUGCCAUAUCGUUAAUAGUUUAGUUGUACCUUCAGUUUGUAAUUCCUCUGUCAUGUCGGUUGAUGUCUGCCCUGUGAGAGUGUGCGAGCUGGUGUCUGCUCGUAAUUGAAUAACGGGACGUCAGAUGCAAGCUUCGUGAGACGACUCAAUGUGCACGUUUAAUCUGCAGUGCCUUGCAUCGCUUCCCUAAUGUGCAUCGACUGAAUACAUUGAGCCACUA
This is a messenger RNA of Amphibalanus amphitrite, 4435 nucleotides long. RefSeq names its product leucine-rich repeat-containing protein 40-like. Gene Ontology annotation, molecular function: protein binding. Lineage: Eukaryota; Metazoa; Arthropoda; Thecostraca; Balanomorpha; Balanidae. The transcript is spliced from 14 exons. The coding region runs from base 137 to 2473 and encodes 778 amino acids. The record is from RefSeq and is a predicted model, not a curated record.